Scheffersomyces amazonensis is the source of this 2226-nucleotide messenger RNA. RefSeq lists its product as uncharacterized. The coding region runs from base 133 to 2160 and encodes 675 amino acids. The record is from RefSeq and is a predicted model, not a curated record. The transcript has a single exon. Lineage: Eukaryota; Fungi; Ascomycota; Pichiomycetes; Serinales; Debaryomycetaceae.
AAGGUCGUUUAUCUCGGGGUAAGAAUUAUACAAAAAACAAUAGUUAAAUAAUUAUAUACGAGACUAUUUUUUAUCAAUUAGACGACGAUCAUUAGUGUGUAAUUAUUUGUAAUUUAUCUAUUGUUAGUAGCUAUGGCUGUACCUUAUAAUCAUCUAUAUUCUAUGCAAGUCCAAGGUCAGAUGACUCCUGUGUCUGACGAAGCCAUGCAACAACAACAGCAACAACAACAGCAACAACAACAGCAGAUUCAGCAACAACAGCAACUACCCCAACAGCAACAACAACAGCAGCAACAACAGCUACCCCAACAUAUCCAAUAUACCAAUUCAUUACCUCAAGUUUAUUAUACUAAUCAACCUCAACUUAUGGCCCCUCAACAAAUACCUCAAUAUCAAGUACCUGUUGGAAAUAUUCCAAUGAAUCAAGACAGAUUCAAUAAAGAUGAUCCAUUAGUAUUUCAAGGUCAAACUCAAAUGAGUCAAUUUCCUUUACAACGGGGUAUAUCACCUAUUUUCCAAGAAACUACAACGAUGAUGAAUCCUCCUAAUAUUCCAUUACCUAUUGAAUCUCAUCAAUUUGUUCAAAAUAAUCAACCUCAUGUUCAAUUCUUUAAUAAUCAAGCUUCUAAUUCAUAUUUUAAUUUUGGAUUUGGAAUGAAUCAAGGAACAUUUCCAAGACCAAAUGAACGACCAUCAGAAUUCUUUUAUAAUCAUCAAAUUCCAAUCGAAUCAAAGAAAGAAAUUAAAUCAGAAACUCCUACACAAACUAAAAAGAAUUCAAGACCAAGAAUAAAUAAAAUAAGUAAAAAUGAAGCAUCAUCUCCUAAACAACCAAGUGUUUUAGGAGAACUUUCAAUUGAAGAUUUAUGUAAUCAUUUUCGAGAAAUUCUUAAAAUUGAAAUUCCUGGAGAUAAUUCUUCAGCAGCAUUUCAAUUAUCUAUGAAAACAGAAUUAGAAUGUCAAUUAUUUGAUAUGUUUGUUAAUAGGGUAUCAACUUGUAUUGAUGUAUUUUUACCACAAGAAGUAUUUAAAAAAGUUAUACCAUAUUUAGCACUUUAUGAUGAAACUAAUAUGAUAAUUGAUGCAAUAUUUUGUUUAAGUUCAUUAAUGUUACAAAGAAGUUCUCCCGAUAAAGUUGAUCCAUCAACUCCAAUUAAAUAUUAUCAUCAAUGUAUUAAAUCUGUUAGACAUUAUUUAAGUAUGCCAGGUAUAGAAAGUAGUGAUACAGGUAUUAUAUCAAGAUGUUUAUUAAGUACAAUUUUAUUAUGUAUUUAUGAAUUAUUCUUUGUGGCAAUUGAUAGUACUUAUGUUAAAGGAGCUUCAAGUAUUUUAUCAUCUAUUUUACAAAAACAUAAUAUUCAACAAAAUCAAAGUUUACUUAAAGAAUCACCCUUUCAUCAAACAUGUUUUUGGGCCAUGUUUAUUAGUGAUUUAAUUUUAUCUUUAAAAUAUCAUUUACCAAGUAUGUUUUCUGUUGAAAAUUUUUGGAGAUCAUUAGAUCCAUUAUAUUUUGAAAAUUUUGAUAGAGGCUAUCAAAUUAAAAAUAAAGAAUCAGAUAUUUCUUCAUUAUUAAUAAGUAAAGAAUGUUCACUGUGGUUUUUACAAAAAUCACUUUUAAAUUUUAGUGAAGUUAAUGAAUUUAAUAAUCAAGUAAAUGUUAUUUCAAAGGAAGAUUAUGAAAGUAAUAAAGCAUUCCAUGAUUGGUUAAAAUUAAAGACAUUAAUUGAUGAUUAUGAAAAUUCAAUUCCAUUAGGUUUAAAACCAGUAAUUUAUCGACCAGUUUCAAGUGAAAGAAUAUAUCCUAUUGUUUAUUUUAAAGAUGAAGUUGCAGCAAUUAUUGGAUUAAAUCUUAAAUUAUCAAAAAUUGCCUUAUAUGAAGCAUUAGUUCUGAAAACUGAUACAAAUAAUUCAAUGGUUAUACAAGAAUUAUCAAAAUAUUCAUCUAAUUAUUGUUAUAAAUUAGCUAAAGAUAUAAUUGGAAUUAUGAAAACUUAUGAUGCAAAUUUAUUAAUUUGGCCAGUUAAUGUUCAUACAAUUAGACAAGUAGCUCGUUAUGUAUUUGAUGAUUCAGAAGCAUUUAAAGGUUUAGAAGAAUUAAUUGAAAGAAUGAUAUUUACUUGUAAUUUACGAUUACAUGAUAAAAUCUUUCCUAGUCAAUAAUCAAAGGUUUUAUAUUUUAUAUUUGAAUUAUAUUUUAAUUAUAUUUUAUAUUUUAUAUUUGUGCUU